Enhydra lutris kenyoni (northern sea otter) is the source of this 3479-nucleotide messenger RNA. RefSeq names its product solute carrier family 25 member 36. NCBI's taxonomy places the organism in Eukaryota, Metazoa, Chordata, Mammalia, Carnivora, Mustelidae. Bases 154 to 1089 code for a protein of 311 amino acids. Gene Ontology annotation, cellular component: mitochondrion. The transcript has 7 exons. The record is from RefSeq and is a predicted model, not a curated record. Gene Ontology annotation, biological process: pyrimidine nucleotide import into mitochondrion. Gene Ontology annotation, molecular function: pyrimidine nucleotide transmembrane transporter activity.
CCGCGCCGUUACUUCCUGCACCCGCGUCUCCGCUAGCCGGCCCCCCGCAGUCCCCGGGGCGCCGUGCGGCUCCAGACCGGGACGGAAGCUGCCGGCCGUCGCGGGUGGCCGGAUCUGCGUCCCGCCUCAGCGCUCGGACAUGCGGAAGAGAGAAUGACCCAGAGGGACACGCUUGUGCAUCUGUUUGCCGGGGGAUGUGGUGGUACAGUAGGAGCUAUUCUGACAUGUCCAUUGGAAGUUGUAAAAACACGGCUGCAGUCAUCUUCUGUGACGCUUUAUAUCUCUGAAGUUCAGUUGAACACCAUGGCUGGAGCCAGUGUCAACCGUGUAGUGUCUCCCGGACCUCUCCACUGCCUAAAAGUGAUCUUGGAAAAAGAAGGGCCUCGUUCCUUGUUCAGAGGAUUAGGUCCCAAUUUAGUGGGGGUGGCUCCUUCCAGAGCAAUAUACUUUGCUGCUUACUCAAACUGCAAGGAAAAGCUGAAUGGUGUAUUUGAUCCGGAUUCUACCCAGGUACACAUGAUUUCAGCUGCAAUGGCAGGUUUCACUGCAAUCACAGCGACCAACCCCAUUUGGCUUAUAAAGACUCGGUUACAGCUUGAUGCAAGGAACCGUGGAGAAAAGCGAAUGGGUGCUUUUGAAUGUAUUCGUAAAGUGUAUCAGACAGAUGGACUUAGAGGAUUUUAUAGGGGCAUGUCUGCUUCAUAUGCUGGCAUAUCAGAGACGGUUAUCCAUUUUGUUAUUUAUGAAAGUAUUAAGCAAAAACUACUGGAAUAUAAGAUUGCUUCUACAAUGGAAAAUGAGGAAGAGUCUGUGAAAGAAGCGUCCGAUUUUGUGGGAAUGAUGCUGGCUGCUGCCACCUCAAAAACUUGUGCCACAACUAUAGCAUAUCCACAUGAAGUUGUAAGAACAAGACUACGUGAAGAGGGAACAAAAUACAGAUCUUUUUUUCAGACACUAUCUUUGGUUGUUCAAGAAGAAGGUUAUGGGUCUCUUUACCGUGGUCUAACAACUCAUCUGGUGAGACAGAUUCCAAACACAGCCAUUAUGAUGGCCACCUAUGAAUUGGUGGUCUACCUUCUCAAUGGAUAGCAACUUUAAGCUGCUGUACUAUGAAGAGGGAAGACCAAAAGAUUCCAGUGGACCGUGCAGUAUCAAAGCCAGCAUGGUGGACAGAAGUAAAACAUUUGGGAACAUGUAACUAUGCCUAAAUGGAAGUUUGGUUGUAGGAAUUAAAGUAAUCAUAACCACAUUACUUGGUUUUUUUCAGUAAUAUGAAGAAAAAAAACCUAGGCUGCCUCUAAGAAAAAAGCCUUUAGAAGCACUCCUUUCUCCAAAUUGCCAUUUUCUCUACCAUGUCCACAGGACACAGUUGCAUUUUGUUGAUUUAUGGCAGAGUACAGUAUGUAUUCCAUGAGCACUUUUCCAGUCUUCUAUACAAAGCCAUCCCUAAUUGUAUAAAUAUUACAACUAUCCAAAGAUAGUAUUGACAGUCAUAAAUGUCUUACCUCUGGCUUCUGUGUAAUUCAUGUAAAAUUGUAAAAUAACAAGAAUAAGUGAGAUUCUUAGUAUUACUUUUCCAUUUCCUUGAGAGGAUCUGGAAUAUUUUAAAAUUAAUUAUUUGGCAUUAAUAGUCACUAGUUUUGACAACUAAUGAAAUAAUGUCAAAAGAUCUUGCAUAUCUUUAGCUUUAAAAUGUUUCGGUUUCCACUGCUAACAGGUGCUUGAUGUUGAACAUGAUGUGGACACUUAAAUUGUUCAUUAACGUAUCAAGCCCAGUGUAAUAGUUUGGGACAAAAGAAACCAGUGAAAUGUUGAUUCUUGGCCCUUUGAGUAACUUGAGUACAUCCUCAUAUCUUCUCUAACUUUACAAUACAUGAAUGAAUGCGGUUGUCUUGACAGUGACUUAGUAGUUACGAACUUGAAUUAUCAUGUCAUACCUAGAUAUUUUCUUAAAAUGGAAAAAAUUCACCGCUAUUUAAUCUUUCUCUGUUUGCCUUCACAUUAGGAAUUUGAACCAUUGAAUUAUUUCCAGAAGAUCAAUAUAGAUUGCAUUUGUUUUGUAGAGAAAAUGGUAAUUUUCAGCUUCGCCCUAUUAGGUUUCUUUUUUUAAGGUGACAUUAUAAAUAUCUGGGGCAGUAUAAACAUAGAAGAGGGACCCUCUGCUGUCUAAUUGAGCAGGUAGUGAUUCUAAUUGACCAGAGUUUUGUGAAUGAACAAACUGCUUUUGAGAAGAAAUUUUUGUUAUCCUGAUUUCUUGAAUGGUAAAUCAUAGAAAGACUCAAAUUAAUUCAGAUUAAGUUUCCUAACAGGAUAUAGCUUUUACAUUUUGCUGUUGAGUUCAGCUGUACCUUUUAGUAUCUAAAUGUAUAUAUGUAUGGCCCUUCUGAAGAUGUUUGCUGUAAAUCUGUUAAGAGACUUGCUUAUGGAUGUUGCUAUACUGGUAUAUAAAACAUCUACAAUUAAACUCCAGUGUGGUACUCAUUUCAGUAUAGAUGAACUGUACAUUUUGUGCAAUGGCUUUAUUUUAAGAAUGACUUUGUGAAUGCACUUUGUGGCCUUUUUUUGGAGAAGGGUGAGAGUAGAGUAUUCCAUGUUAAGACUUUUUUCUUUCUUUUUUUUUUUUUUUUUUUAAACAUCGGUCAUGUAUUAGGCAGAAACCAUGUUCAAAACAUUUUUCUGGGUUUUAGAUACGGUGUUUGGAGAUCUUUAAUAAUAUAAAUGUUUUAUGUAUUCUGUGUAUACUCUAAUGACCCUAACACAGAAAAUUGUAGCAUGUCAUUGCAAGCUUUCUCUGCUAUCACCAGUGAAACACAGUGCCCUCUUAAAUUCCUUCACCUUCUUAACUCCUUAUAAUCAACAUAACUGGAUGUUUUUGAGGUGCUUUGAUUGGAAUUAAAAAAUAUUCCAAUCUCUUUGGAGACCAAAGGCAAAUUCAGUUUCAUUACCUUUGGGAUUAUCCGUACCUUUUAUGGUGAAUUUUAGCUUUGACAUUUAUUGUGAGAAACAUGCCAAAAAAAAAAAAAAUCUAGGGAUUUCUAACUUAAAUCUGUAGAGAAAGUCUCAUAGUGUUUGCCUUUUCAGGUGCCACUUACACUGCCUAAUACAGUGCCAUUUGCCUUGCAAAGAUUUGUAAACAUUAGUUGUGUUGAAUGUAAGACAGAUUCUCCCUAAUGGUAAUGAUUUCAGUAUACCACAAAUGAUUAAGAAUGAUACGAAAACCAGCAGCUGUGGAACAUCUUAUUAUUUAGUGCUAGCACAUUCAUAAUAAGUGUCCUUCAAGGAUGAACAUGUAUUCUUUUCUUGUUUGUAUUUAGCAAGUAAAACUUAUGUUGACCUUAGUGUAUUAUAUUCAGAUUUUAAAAGUGAGUAUUCUCUGUGUACUGGAAGAAAAGAUCUUAGAGUCUUAGAUUUUGUUUCUUUGUGCAACAACUGGAAAGAAGCAGUGAAGCUUAUUUUAGUUUUGUUUUUUUUUUCCCAAA